This is a messenger RNA of Penicillium paradoxum, 573 nucleotides long. RefSeq names its product Zn(II)2Cys6 transcription factor domain-containing protein. Bases 1 to 573 code for a protein of 190 amino acids. Gene Ontology annotation, biological process: positive regulation of transcription by RNA polymerase II. Gene Ontology annotation, molecular function: zinc ion binding; DNA-binding transcription factor activity, RNA polymerase II-specific; transcription cis-regulatory region binding. Gene Ontology annotation, cellular component: nucleus. The transcript has 2 exons. The record is from RefSeq and is a predicted model, not a curated record. Lineage: Eukaryota; Fungi; Ascomycota; Eurotiomycetes; Eurotiales; Aspergillaceae.
AUGUCUCGAACUGUCAAAAACAAGGACCUUCGCCAUCGAUCAUUCAAAGGAUGCUGGACUUGUAAGAAAAGACGGAUCCAAUGCGAUGAAGUGCGCCCGACCUGUCAAAAGUGCAGCUCCCGGGGUAUCACUUGUGAGGGAUACGAGAUUCGAUUGAGAUGGGGUGCCGGAAUCGCGUCGAGGGGGAAGUACUCGGGCGCAAAAGAGCCUGUGAAGGAUUCUAUGCCGCCACGAUCGAAACGAAGAUGGGAUAUGCGCGGCAAGGGGCAUCAUUUGACUCCAAGCGAUGGUCAGGGUGAGCCGAUUCUGGUUUCUGAGCAGCUGAACAAAGGGGAAGCAGUUCCAGAGCAACAAAUACCUCAGUUAGCUGUCGAGCGGGCAACUGUCAAUAUACUCAACUGGCCUUGUGAACCGGAUUCUUUAGAUCAGGCGGCGGCGAUCAACAAACAUUUUGAGAUACCUGCAUCACUUGCCACUUUGGCGCAAGCAAGCGCACAUAUCUAUGCUGAUCCGACUUUAGAUACGCUGGGUCAAUAUUCCCAAAACUCCGGCCGACGGAGCAUACCGGCCUGA